UAAACUCACGCUUUCGACAGAGCCUACAUUAAAGUCACCAACGUGCAUUAUUAAUUCAGUUUGUAUGAAAGCACAUUUGAUGAAAACCGUGGUUCUCCUUUGGCGUCCACCGUCAUGCAUAAAGGACACUCGUUUUAGCGUCCUACCCGCGGCAAUUUAACUCAAGUUGAAGACUUGUUCUUUUGAUGUGCCUUGAUUUGCAUGUAUGCUCAGACAUUGGGGUGCAUUUCCUGCCUUUGAAAGUUUCAGGUUACACUAGCGCACCGCAAUGGGCUAUUUUUGGGAUUUUAUGGCGCAGUAUCAGUGAUGCUUUGUGGUAAAAAUAAUAAUAAACGGGUAUGCUCAAGAAACUCACAAUGCUGGUGUGGCUGUCUGAAUGAUGAUGACGCGAUGUCUGAUGUUGAGGUCACAUACGCCGACUUCAUCGCAUCUGGCAGGACGGGACGUAGGAACGCCCUCCACGACAUCCUGCAGAGCCCUAGUGACCCUGAGGGCAGAGAGCUCACCCUUACGCUCUCUCUAUCCCAGCUGCACAUCAACGCAGGAGGGGGAGAUGCAAACGACACCGAUGACACCCAAAGUUCACCCUCCUCGGCCCAAAGAGAAGCGGCGCAGAAGAACAGCUAACUUGACGCGGUCGCUCGCCAGCAAACUGAACAUUGCAGGAUUGAGUCCCGCCGGGCCUUAUCGGGUCCAAACUCGCUCUUCACGCCCAGCAGGUAGUCGGGGGUUAACACAAUACUGAUGCCUUUGCAUGACUGACACUUUUGAGACGAGUUAGCGGCAAGUGGAUCAAAAACCUAAAAACUCCAGCGUGGGGGCAAUGAACUGGAAUUUGGACUUUGCUCCCGCCCCUUCUCUGCACUACAACAGCAGACCUUGCAGCGUGUACUUUUGAGUUCAAGUGAAACGAAAUGAAGCUGUUGCUCAAACACAUUUUUAGUCUUCACUGAGGGAAUUAAGUGCAGCGCAACACUGACGGCUGUGAAUGGAAAAGAGAGCCUCUGUGAUUUUUUGUCCAUGUGCAAGCAAUUUGUGAGCCCAUUGCGAUGUGCUCAGGUCGCCAGUGGAGCUCGCAUGUGUGUCGAGGUAGCGAUGCAGAUGGGGAAUAUAUUGCAAGUUAACGGCGUGCGCUUCCUUGAAACUGACGGUGCUGUUGAGAAAAUGGGACAGGCUGUAAGCGCGACCGGAAACCGCGUCAAGAAAUGCUGGUCUUUGGAUACUUGGCCGCUUGGAUUAAACUAAAUUGGGCUGAAGUUCACAUCCCAUGAAGAACACGCGGAAGGAACAUUUAAAAUCCAAAUCAUCACAGCUGAAACACAUCACAUCCCAAACAGAAAGCCAAGAGAAGAUCAUUUAUCAAACUGUUGUGAGAAAAAAAAAAUGUAAUGCAGAUGUUUUGCACUAACAAGUUCACUCUGACUAUUUUGCCCACUAGUGGAACUACUCCGACCACCCUUUAGAAUCACUACUGUACAGGAUGGAACCAUUUCUGGCAUUUUGGUGGUGCUGCGUGACUUUAUGCUUCGCACUGUACUGCACUUGCCCUUCCAUUGUGACCUGUUUUCUGUAAUUACGCCCAACCUUAAAGGAACCAUCUCCCUGGCCACCGCCUGCGCACACGAAGAGGGAGUUUGCAUUGUCAGGUCCGCCAGGUAGAUAUGCAGCCAAGUCCAGCGAAUUUAGCGUACAUUUCACUCAUGAAAUAUUUGCGAUUUUAGCCUGCGCGCUAGUCACGGUUUACAGUUUUUUGUACGACGUAUUUGUUUUUAUUUGACAUCAGCUGAUGUGCACCAUGAGAUAGUGAUAAAUACUAAAACCCUGUCCUUGUACUUUUAUUCAUUCUGCAGACAUUUACAACCGUCACAUGUACAAAUCAGUGAAUUUGAGCGGGACCGGCAGAACAAAGUUCUUCCGUUUCCUUCAAUUUCAUUGCGCUAAGCAAAAGUCUGUCUUUUCUUGCCUAAUUCAUUUUUGUAGGUUGUCCUCUCGGGCAACGUCCAUUUCCCUGUUAGUGUGAAUCUCGAUGCGUUUGUGUGGCCCUCCUCCGAUCAGGUUAUUUGUCGACUGCCACAGUGACGCCACUGUGCACACGCAGCUUUUUAUAAAUCAGCUUGUAGGAAUGUGAGGUCGCAUGAGUUUUGGUAAAUGUCUUAACCGUGUGCUGCGCGUGACCUCUUUUGCACACCUCGUGUCAGUCCAAGUGAAAUAAAGGACCCAUGGCAUCCGCGUU
Hippocampus comes (tiger tail seahorse) is the source of this 2233-nucleotide messenger RNA. It is a transcript of the gene pkia, whose product is annotated as cAMP-dependent protein kinase inhibitor alpha. The record is from RefSeq and is a predicted model, not a curated record. Bases 307 to 627 code for a protein of 106 amino acids. The transcript is spliced from 3 exons. Gene Ontology annotation, biological process: negative regulation of protein kinase activity. NCBI's taxonomy places the organism in Eukaryota, Metazoa, Chordata, Actinopteri, Syngnathiformes, Syngnathidae. Gene Ontology annotation, molecular function: cAMP-dependent protein kinase inhibitor activity.